GGAGACUGGGAACCCGGGAUCCGUUCCGGCCGUCAACGAAUAGGCUGUAUGGAUCGGGGUGUCGCAGUAGGCUGUGUCUGAGGCGUUGGGCCCACGACAUGUCCGUAAGGAUCGUCCUGGAGCGACACGUAAACAUGUCGGUGUAGACCGUUCUCUGUCUGGCACGGAAACCCAGCUUGAGUGGACCGAUCCCGGCUUGCGACCGCUUGCAGGCUUGGGUCAAACAGAGCGUGCACAGUGAGCAAGGAACAAAGCACUGCAAGAGGAAGUCGGCGUUGUUUGAAUGCUUCCUAACGCGGGACGGGAGGUGGGAACAGUCUGUGUCGCCGACCCGACUGCGUCUCAACUUCGCGAACGAGCCUCGGUUGUCGCCUUGACAGGUGACUUCUCGUCGUGUCGCGGCCCGAUGGGUAGGAACAUGAGGAGUCUCAGAUAUCCAAGGAGGUCUACCAGCCCACAAGCUCAUAGAGCGCCUUGUUUCUUAUGCCUUGUCUGUCUUGCAUGUCAGUCAAUGACGGGAAAGCCCCGCAAGGAGGGCCCGGCAGAGCAGCCGAGCGGCCUUGGCUUCGGCAUAUCAACGCCACAGCGUCGCUCCCGCAAACGGCUUGCUUGGCUGCCCGUGAUCAAUCCAGACCACACCGCAAAUUCCAAGAAGAAGCAAGCGACGGCUCAUGUAAGAUCUGACAAAGCAGCAGUUGCCAGCGCUCUUCUGCCUGUUGUUGUUCGGUCUCUUAGACGCGAUGGUGGUCUGCCAGGAUGUCGAAUCAGGAAGCUGAAGGAUAACCAAGUCCCGAACACGUGUGGAGGGAGCACAAACGAAAAUAGGCUCAAAAUGCCAGCCAGCAACGCAGCUGUCAGCGGUGCGGUGGUAAGUUGCAGGGCCCCGGCUUGUGUGGCGGCGGACAUGCACCUUGCCGCCUUGCAAUAGCGGUUGGCCGCGGUUCCAACCUCUGUCUGGCCUAAGCGUGUGUGUAGCACGGUUUGUCGAACGCACAACAGGGCUGAUCAGCGGUGUUGUAGGGCCGGUUGCCUUUCGUAAACGGCGUCGGAGGAAGAAGUCACGUUGUGAGGCAGUAGGACAAGGACAAGCUCUGUCCACAACGCUGUGGUUGUGCUGCCUCGCCAAC
Molecule: messenger RNA, 1127 nt
Organism: Parathielavia appendiculata
Lineage: Eukaryota; Fungi; Ascomycota; Sordariomycetes; Sordariales; Chaetomiaceae
Exons: 1
Coding region: 284-928 (214 amino acids)
Source: RefSeq, a predicted model, not a curated record